CUGGGGAAAGCUGCUUUUUUGCAUUCGGAUGAUGGUUUUGGUGGGCUUGUGUUUCCCUCUACUGUCGAUGAGUUCUUGAAGAAUGAUCCCCCAACCGUUUAGGCUUGUGUUCAAGUUUCUCUCUUUGUUGGUUUUUGCCAUUCAAUGCUGAUGAAUAUUGUAUUCUGAAGUUGGGAAAGAAGAACUAGGCCUCCCCAUUUUACUGUACUUGCAGGAAGGACGAGUGGAUGCCCAGCUGAAGCUGGUGGAUGGAUAAGCGAAGUAUAUGAAGAGUGUCGCUUUGUUUUACUGGACCAUGCAUGUUUUGAAGAUUGUGUGUGAGAAGUGGUUGGAUUUGGAAUUUUGGAUGCAUGAGUCCAUUUACUGUCAGGGUGCCUUUUUCAAGUUGGUCUGCAGACAGCAUGAGGUGAAAAUGAGUCAGUUUCGUGGCCAUCAAAGGGCCUCUUCCGGUGCUGGGAGUCUGCAGAUGAUAUUUCCAUGGAUGUUCGAUGUAAUGCAUGACUCUGAAAGACGCUGCUGCAGAGAAAAAGGAUUGGCCUCCUUUGUACGACGUUGCCACAUUGAAAAAUAACAAGGUCGUCUGCUUUUACCAAUUAGGAGAGAAAUGACACGAGCAGAGUGUUGAGACGUGCUUGAUCGAAUGCAGGUCCCCGUGCUACUACGAAGACACCAUUACCUACUCUAAGGGAAAAAGCCUCUAUUUUUAUUAAUUUUCUGUUGAUCCAAAUCUCUGUUUUUCUAUCUACUCUGAAGAGAAUAAAACUAGAAAUUUUGUAGUCUGAUUAUAUAUUGUGUUACAGCAGCAAAAUUAACUA
Messenger RNA from Salvia hispanica, 815 nucleotides. The record is from RefSeq and is a predicted model, not a curated record. NCBI's taxonomy places the organism in Eukaryota, Viridiplantae, Streptophyta, Magnoliopsida, Lamiales, Lamiaceae.